AUGCCUACAGAUCUUGCAAUUGAUCUCGAUGGUAAUCUAUUUGUUUCCGAUGAAAAAAACAAUCGUAUACAGCGUUUCGCACCCGGUGAAACAAGCGGUGUUACGGUAAUUUGGAAUUUGCAAAGUCCUCAACAGAUUCAAUUCGAUUAUCGAACAAAAGCGCUUUAUGUUUCCGAAAUGGAAGGUGGACGUGUAUUAAAAUGGGACUUGCAAACUCGAGAAGGAGUGACUAUUAUACGCAACUGUCGCCGAUGUACUGGUGUAUUCGUAUCGUCAAAAGGGUUUAUUUAUGUUGUGGAGAAUCGACGUCAUCAUGUGGUAAAAUAUCAAUGGGAUGGACGCAGCGAGACGAGAUUGGGCGUUGUCGCCGGCAUUACUGAUGUGUCUGGCAGAGCUGCAGAAUACUUGAGUCUUCCGCAGGCAAUAUUUGUUGAUGAUGUCGAUAAUUUAUAUGUUGCUGAUUCCGGAAAUUCUCGAGUUCAGAAGUUUAAACCAGACAGUCGUCAAGGCUUCACUCUUUACGAGUACGAUCAAGCCAUUCCAUUAUAUGUCUUAGUCGAUAGCUAUGAUACUGUCUACGUCACAAUUUACGUGCAAGAAGCAUCGAAUAUAUUGAGAAGUCUCAUUGUUCGAAUUCCAAGGAAUGGAUCAAUGAAUUUCAUAGGAAAUAAAGAUUCGGAAUAUUCACAACAGGAAUUACAAGGUGCACAUGGUUUAGCAUUUGAUCAAGUUGGAAAUAUGUAUGUCGCCGAUACCUGGAAUCAUCGUAUUCAACGUUAUGAUAUUGAUCUGAGCCAAUGCAAUCACACACAUCAAUAA
Rotaria sp. Silwood1 is the source of this 819-nucleotide messenger RNA. The record is from the annotation of a GenBank genome assembly. Lineage: Eukaryota; Metazoa; Rotifera; Eurotatoria; Philodinida; Philodinidae.